GAACUCGUUAUGACAAAGAUGGUCACCCAUCUACGGACCAACCGCGUCAAGCGCAGCUUAAUCUAUGUCCGAUUCACUUAAGCGGUUAUAGCUUAGCUACGAGCUAUUCCCAAUUAAGAUGUCAUUAAAGGAAAUAAUUUGAAAAUUGAAUUCCCGAUUGAAAAAAUCGAUUUCAAUGCGUAUUUCACAUGGAUUACUCUAAUAAAUGGCAAAUGUCUAUGUCAACCUCUGACAAUUGUUACCGUUUUUGAUUAGUGUCAUUCGCUUUUCGUAUCUUUGCGCUAGUGAAUGUGCUUUUCAAUUUCUCGACGUUUAUUUCGAUCUGGACUCCGAAACUGUUUGCUUUCUUCCUGACCCUCGCUUGCAUAUUGGACACUGUAACCUGCUUUCCUGCUGACCUUUGCCGGAAAACCGAUCCGGGUAUCGCUCUUCUGACCAUUGGUUAUCAUGAGCUUGUGCAUUAAUUGUGGAAUUGCAACGGACCGCUGCAACACAAUAGGAAGGCGAAGAUUGGAAGAUGAAGUGAUUCUUUCACUUGUACAGGAAUGGGUCGCGCCUCAAUCGGUAAAUGAAAAUGACUUUAUCUGUCAAGUUUGCUGGAAACAUGCCAAUACUGUAUCUCUUGAUGGAAAUAGACCAGAAGAGAGUGAACAGGUGCCUAUAGGACAUCGGCGUGUGUGUAUUCACUGUGGACGUUCUCUUCUGAGAAGAAUUCGCUGCCAUCAACUUAGAACUGGUACAAUUCAAGAACGCAGAAUACACAAAGUUAUAAGAGAAUGGAUCUUACCACGCACGGUGGGUGCUUCAAGUGUUGUCUGUCACUCUUGUUGGGUGCGAGCGAAUAGAGCAUCCCGGCAUUUUCAAUCAGGCCCCUCAACAUCUGCUGCAACUUCAUCAGCGGUCAAUGUGCCAAAUACUCAGGACAUUCCUCAUGUAGAAGAACCCCCAAUAAGGCAAGAAACUUAUUCUGCACCAAGGGCGCCUACCGUUGGAACUUUUAUUGUUUUACCAGAUUAUUAUAUCUUCUCAUACCAAAUGAACUGUUUGGUUGGCAUAACAGUGAAGUAAAACCCAUUGUUGUAUUAGAUGGUACAUAUGUUUAUGUGCAGAAAAGCUCAAAUUAUAAGUACCAAAAAAAGACUUACAGUUUGCACAAGUAUCAAAAUCUUGUUAAACCAUUUUUGAUUGUUUGCACAGACGGAUACAUAAUUGAUGUUUGGGGUCCCUAUCCAGUGACGACUUCUGACGCUGAAAUAAUUAAAAAAGAAUUUGGAAACGAAUCUCUUCUAAGGCAAUACUUUGAAUCUGGAGAUGCAUUUAUAUUGGAUAGGGGCUUCCGGGAUGCCUUGCCCUUACUCAAUGAUUGUGGCUAUAGGACAUAUGUACCAUCUUCUUUGCAACAGGGUGAAUCUCAAUUGUCAACCCUUGAAGCCAAUAAAUCGAGAACAGUGACAAUAUGUAGAUGGAUUGUAGAAGUAGUCAAUGGUAGGUUCAAGCGAGAUUUUAAGAUAUUUCGACAAGAUUUUUUUAAUAGAGCUUCAAAAAAUGUAAUGGUACACUUUGAAGUGGCUGCCGCUUUAAUAAAUGCUUUCCACCCUCCUAUCGCAAACCGUAGUGAUGCUCAAGAUAUUCUUCAAAAAAUCAAUCAGUAUAUAAAUGUGGAAAAUCAAUUAAGUAACUAUGUGAUUAACAACAAUAUAAAUCGACGUAGAGCUCAGUUCCAAGCAAUAGAUGUCGAAAGACAUAAUGUUAGCGAGUUUCCCGUAUUAACAUACAGCGAACUUAUUCUUGUCUCCUUGGGCACAUACCAAAUUAAACAGGCCCGCUCUUACUAUGGCGAACACGUUAGAGAAAAUGGCUCAUUUGUUAUAGAAGUAUGUAGAGAAGUAACCGGUGACCUACAGCAAGAACUGGCAACAUCAGUCUCAACCUGGAUGUUAAGAGGAAGAAUAAAAUCCAGACAUAUUAGUAAUAGAAUGUAUUACGUUUAUAUAUUAGUUGACAGCUCUUUAAGUGGAAGGGAUGCUAUAAUCCAAUAUUACUGCACCUGUAUCGUUGGCAAAAGAACGGUUGGGUGCUGUGCCCACACCAUGAGCAUAAUAUGGUACCUUGGUUGGGCACGGCAUCAGGGUAGUCAAUUACCUCCUGCACAAUUAUUAGAUAAUGUUUUAUUAUAUUAUGAUAACCCCAACGAAGAUGUUGAAUAAAACCCUAUCUCAAAA
Messenger RNA from Trichoplusia ni (cabbage looper), 2222 nucleotides. RefSeq lists its product as uncharacterized. Bases 448 to 1068 code for a protein of 206 amino acids. Lineage: Eukaryota; Metazoa; Arthropoda; Insecta; Lepidoptera; Noctuidae. The transcript has 3 exons. The record is from RefSeq and is a predicted model, not a curated record.